AAACGCAGAUUUGCUUUUGACCGGUCUGUCAUACCGUAGCAAGAAACAUGGCGGCUGCUGCGCUCGUUAGCCGUCCUGCGAGUGUCCUUCCCAGGAUUUCUAGUUCCUGCUCCCCUGUUGUGCUGUCAGCCAUCCCUGUGACAGUCCAGCAGAGGAAGGUCCACCAUGCUGUCAUCCCCAGAGGGAAAGGGGGCCGCUCCUCCUCCAGUGGGGUAGCAGCCACAGUCUUCGGAGCCACCGGCUUCCUGGGCAGAUAUGUUGUCAACCGCCUGGGUCGUAUGGGUUCUCAGAUUGUGAUUCCUCACCGGUGUGACCAGUAUGACCUCAUGUACCUCAGGCCCAUGGGGGAUCUCGGCCAGAUCAUCUUUAUGGAGUGGGAUGCCAGGAACAAGGAUUCUAUCAGAGAAGCAUUGGCGCACUCCAAUGUGGUUAUCAACUUGGUGGGACGAGAGUGGGAGACGAAGAAUUAUCCCUUUGAGGACACCUACGUGAGCAUCCCUCAGCAGAUUGCCAAGGCCACCAGGGAGGCAGGCAUCACAAAGCUGAUCCACGUAUCUCACCUCAAUGCUGACAUCCGCAGCCCCUCCAAAUACCUUAGGAAUAAGGCAGUAGGUGAGACGGCAGUGAGAGAAGAGUUCCCUGAUGCCAUCAUCAUGAAGCCCGCUGAGAUGUUUGGAAGGGAAGACAGAUUCUUCAACCAUUUUGCCAACAUGCGUUGGUUUGGGAGUGCUGUGCCUCUCAUCUCCAUGGGGAAGAAGACAGUGAAGCAGCCUGUUCAUGUGGUGGAUGUGGCAAAGGCUAUCAUCAACGCCAUCAAAGACCCUGAUGCUAAUGGCAAGACAUAUGCACUAGUCGGACCUAACCGUUAUCUCCUUCAUGAUCUGGUGGAGUACGUGUAUGCUGUGGCACACAGGCCCUUUGUGCCCUACCCCUUCCCACGCCCUCUCUAUCAUCUUGUUGCAAGUUUCUUUGCAAUGAACCCAUUCGAGCCUUGGACAACUCCUGACAAAGUAGAUCGGUUCCACACCACAGAUAUGAAGUAUCCAGGGCUUCCUGGCUUGGAGGACCUGGGCAUCGUCCCUGCCUCCGUAGAGCAGAAGGCCAUCGAGAUCCUGCGUCGCCACCGCCGCUUCCGCUUCCUGGAGGCUGAGCUGGCCGAUACCAAGCCGGCCAAGACAGUUAACUAUUGAGUAGCUCGUCUAUCUGCCCAGCACCACCACCAUAACCACAGGCUGAUCCUCCUAUACAGCUGUGCUGUCUUCUUUUACAAAUAUUCUGUACAUAAAUAAAAGAUAGUCUAAAACUA
Messenger RNA from Coregonus clupeaformis (lake whitefish), 1306 nucleotides. Its product is annotated as NADH dehydrogenase [ubiquinone] 1 alpha subcomplex subunit 9, mitochondrial-like. Bases 48 to 1190 code for a protein of 380 amino acids. Lineage: Eukaryota; Metazoa; Chordata; Actinopteri; Salmoniformes; Salmonidae. Gene Ontology annotation, molecular function: protein-containing complex binding. Gene Ontology annotation, cellular component: mitochondrion. The transcript has 11 exons. The record is from RefSeq and is a predicted model, not a curated record.